Anopheles arabiensis is the source of this 1806-nucleotide messenger RNA. RefSeq lists its product as uncharacterized. The record is from RefSeq and is a predicted model, not a curated record. The transcript has 5 exons. Lineage: Eukaryota; Metazoa; Arthropoda; Insecta; Diptera; Culicidae. The coding region runs from base 335 to 1639 and encodes 434 amino acids.
CCCGUGCGCUAAGCAGUGCAGUGCGAUCGUCCACGAAAGAAGCGCCAGUUGUUGCGUGCGGCUCGGUGCGUUCGGUCCUGAUAGCAAUCGGUUUCCGGGCAGGCUUGGUGCUUGGUUCGGUCCGCACCUCGGUUACAGUACAGUGUUAAUAGGUUACGUGCUGUGGGAAAAGUGCCAGAACACUCUUAACACGUCGUUGCGCGCAAACAGGGAACACAGGCACGCUCGCGCGCUCGUGCUUCCCGCACGGCGUCGUCUGUUCAGUCACGCGUACGCCAUUAGUUUGGUGGUGCGGUUGCUGUUUUUGGUGCUGAUUUGGCGCGCAUCCCACAGCAUGCCUACCGUUCCACCGCCCGCGAUACGCGACCUGGAGGGACUGCUGGCGCCCGUCCUGCCCGCCGGCACCCGCGUGCUCGGCUACGAGUCGGAGUAUCUAACUGCGCCCGGCGACAACUACGGCAGCACCAUGCUGGCCGUUACGGUUCGUACCGCCCAGGACGCUUCAGUGCAGGAACGCCGCGAGCAGAAGGACAACUCGAGCAACGACGAUCAACCGCCGGUAGAGCUGCUGCACCUCGUGGCCAAGAUGCGCCCGAGCAGUGAGGAAUUUCUCGAAAUCUUUCAAAUCGACAUCACGUUUGUGAAGGAAGCCGCCGUCUAUCUGAAGAUAGUGCCCAGCCUGCUGGCGUUGCAGCGCGAGCAAGGCUUCGACGGCGAUGGGGAACUGAUCGAUGUGUUCUGCCGCUGCUUUAAUGCGCGCGUCUCGCUAGACCCUGCGGUGGAAAAGGUGGACCAGGACGGUGUGAUGCUGUUCGAAAACCUGAAGCUGGCCGGCUACGUUACGGCGGACCGUCGCAAAGGCUUUAACCGCGAGCUGGCCCGAUAUGUGCUGAAGAAAUUGGCCCUGUUUCAUGCGAUCCCGAUAGCGUUGCGCUACCUGAAGCCGGACGUGUUUGAGGCAGGCAUUCAUAAGUAUCUCGUCAAGAUUGAUAUCGAUGCGGGGUUGAGCCAGGCGACGCUCCGGCAGAUGAUGGAUGUGUUUCGGCAGGAUAUCCUCCGGACCGGGGUCGAGGCGGGGCUGGCCGGGCGGGCUUACGCCAAGAUAAACGAGUGCCAUCGACGCCAGGCGCAGCUGAUCUCGGACCAGCUGACCUGCUACUGUACCAUGCUGCACAACGACCUGUGGGUGAACAAUAUGAUGAUCAAAUAUGACCCGACCGGGCAGGUCCCGUGCAGCCUCAAGUUCGUCGACUUCCAGCUGAUACAGAUGGACUCGCUCGUGCGGGACGUUAUUUUCUUCAUCAUCACCAGCGUCAACGAUCCGGAGCUGGAGGCGCAGCUGGACGGCUACUUCGAGUAUUACUUCCAGCAGCUGGCCGCCAACCUGGCCCGGCUGCAGUUUCCCUCCCAGGACGAACUGACGCUUGUAAGCUUCCGGGAGGAGAUCGACCGGGUCGCACCGUUCGAGCUGUAUCACAUCGUAUCGAUGCUGCGCGUGGUGCUAGCGCGCAAGGAAUCGAUCCCGGACCAGAGCGAACAGGACGCGGCACUGUUCUUCAACGACAACCUGGUAGAGGAGGACUACUAUCGGCGGCUCGAGGUCACGCUGCGGAUCUACGAUCAGCGGGGCUGGAUAUAGGGCCCGGUGGUCGGUGGGUUUGAGUUUUGGGCAAGUGAACAUUUAAAGGAUGCGUUCAAUUAAACGUAAAACAUGGUGGUUUCGAGGUGAACGUUUGUUUAGGUGUAAAUAUGGUAGGAAAAAUAUAAAAAUAAAUAAACAGAAACCAAUAACUUAUAUCACGUAAA